Pogoniulus pusillus (Red-fronted tinkerbird) is the source of this 2818-nucleotide messenger RNA. RefSeq names its product Bardet-Biedl syndrome 7 (gene BBS7). Lineage: Eukaryota; Metazoa; Chordata; Aves; Piciformes; Lybiidae. The transcript has 19 exons. The coding region runs from base 106 to 2256 and encodes 716 amino acids. Gene Ontology annotation, cellular component: ciliary basal body; axoneme; membrane. Gene Ontology annotation, biological process: intracellular transport; non-motile cilium assembly; intracellular protein localization. The record is from RefSeq and is a predicted model, not a curated record. Gene Ontology annotation, molecular function: protein binding.
CCGACUGGGGGCGAUGCCGGUCGCCCGCGGAGGUUGCCGCGGUAACGGGAGCUGUAAGGGAGCCGGGACGGUGGCGUGGGCCCGGCUCCGCUUCCCACUGCUGCAAUGGAACUAAGCCUGGCCCGCGUGGACUACCUGCAGGUGGGAGUGACAGCGCAGAAGACGAUGAGGCUUCUUCCCGCCUCGGGCCGAAAGGCGACGCAGAAGGUGGUUGUUGGAGAUCAGGAUGGAGUUGUUACAUGUUUUGGCAUAAAAAAAGGGGAAGCUGUGCCAGUGUUCAAGACACUGCCAGGCAAAAAAAUUUCAAGGUUGGAGCUGGGAGGAGCUCUUAAUACACCACAAGAGAAAAUUUUUGUGGCUACAGGAUCAGAAGUGAGAGGUUUCACAAAAAGAGGGAAGCAGUUUCUUACAUUUGAAACUAACCUCACUGAAAACAUCAAGGCAAUGCAUAUUUCAGGAGCAGAUCUCUUUCUGUGUGCAAGUUACAUCUAUAACCAUUACUGUGACUGCAAAGAUCAGCACUACUAUCUGUCAGGAGACAAAAUCAAUGAUGUUCUCUGCCUUCCUGUGGAUAAAGUGAACUGCAUUACACCCGUCCUUGCAUGCCAGGAUAGAGUUCUUAGAGUCUUACAGGGAUCUGAUUUACUGUAUGAAGUAGAAGUUCCUGGACCAGCUACUGUUCUUGCACUGAACAAUGGAAAUGGGGGUGAUUCUGGAGAAGAAGUUGUAUAUGGAACUUCUGAUGGUAAACUCGGCCUUAUUCAGAUUACUGGUGCAAAACCUAUACCUAAAUGGGAAAUUGGAAAUGAAAAAAAGAGAGGAGGUAUCUUAUGUAUUGAUAAUUUUGACAUUCUGGGAGAUGGAGUUAAAGAAUUACUUGUUGGAAGAGAUGAUGGAGUGCUAGAAAUCUAUAACUUUGAGAGUGCAGAUGACCCUGCCCUUCGAUAUGAUCAUGCCUUAUCAGAGAGCAUUGCAUCAAUCCAGGGUGGCUGUGUUGGAAAAGAUGGGUAUGAUGAAAUUUUAGCAUCCACAUACUCAGGCUGGCUGACAGGACUGACUACAGAACCUGUCCAUAGAGAAGGUGGAUCAGGUGAAGAACUAAAAUUAAGUCAAGAAAUGCAGAACAAGAUUUCAUCCUUAAGGAGUGAACUGGAACACUUGCAGAUGAAAGUACAUCAGGAACGUGAAAAAUACCAGCAGUCUUCUCAGUCCAGCACUGCUGUUUUAUCUGUACCUGCAUUUAGUGUGAAUGACAAAUUUACAUUAAAUAAGGAUGAUGCCAGCUACAGCCUCAUCUUGGAGGUGCAGACAGCUAUAGACAAUGUCCUGGUGCAGAGUGAUGUCCCAGUAGACUUGCUGGAUGUGGAUAAAAAUUCUGCUGUUGUCAGUUUUAGCAGCUGUGAUUCUGAGCCAAAUAGCAACUUCCUUCUUGCCACUUACCGAUGCCAAGCAAAUACUACAAGACUUGAACUUAAGGUUCGAUCAAUUGAAGGGCAAUAUGGGACACUUCAAGCAUAUGUAACUCCAAGAAUUCAACCAAAAACCUGCCAAGUUCAUCAGUACCAAAUUAAACCACUUUCUCUUCAUCAGAGAACUCACUCUGUUGAUCAGGACAGACCCAUGAAUACACUGAUGCUCAAAGGCCAGUUCAGUUUUGCUGAAAUUCACUCCUGGGUUGUCUUUUGCCUGCCUGAAGUGCCUGAAAAGACUCCAGCUGGAGAGAGUGUCACCUUUUAUUUUCAGAACACCUUCCUGGGUACACAGCUUGAAAGUACUUACAGAAAAGGUGAGGGAUGUUUUAGAUCUGACAACAUUUCUACAAUAUCCAUCCUAAAAGAUGUGCUUUCCAAAGAGGCUACUAAAAGGAAGAUCAAUCUCAACAUAUCAUAUGAUGUAAAUGAAGAAUCUGUGAGACACACAUUAAAGCUUAUCCACCCUAAAUUAGAGUAUCAGCAGCUAUUGGCCAAGAAGGUUCACUUAAUAGAUGCUUUGAGAGAAUUACAGGUCCAUGAAGGAAAUGUGGACUUCUUGCUACCAAAGUACCGCAGCAUUUUGGAAGAAGCAGAUCAGCUGCUUGAGGAAUACAAGAGACAACCUGCCCAUCUUGAGAGACUUUAUGGGAUGAUCACAGAUCUCUUCAUAGACAAGUUUAAAUUUAAAGGCACCAAUGUGAAAACCAGAGUUCCUCUUCUCCUGGAGAUUCUGGAUGGCUGUGACCAAGAUGGACUAAUUGCUUUUUUUGAAGCUGCAGCUUAACAAGGAGAAAGCACAGUAACUUGUUUUUUUCUUCUUUAAUCAAUCAAGGCAGUUCAGUGUCCCAAGUCCAAACCACUUUUUUUAGCCCAACACUUUUACUCUUGUACUGUUAACUCUUUAUGUUUUGUUCACCUUUAUUACCAUGCUUAAUACAGGCAGACAACUUUAGUUCAUAUAAACUAUUGUGUGUGUUCAGCCCUGCACGUUGAAUGUGCUCUUCAUAAUGAAAGAAAACUUAAAAGCAGAUGUAAAUACCAAAUACCCUUUCUGUAAAAACCUUUUCAGCACUGUUGCAGAAUACAUGCAGUAGUCUGUUCUGCAGAUAUAAGAAUGUAUAAAGAAACUGGUUUUAAGAGACUUAACCAGAUUUAGAAGAGAUUUAUGAGUUCUACUAUGCGUAUUUGCCUGCUGCACUGGAGAAUCAGUACAGCAGUCUCACCAGGCUUGCUCCACCUGGUGUGUGCAUAGAAAGUGGAGAACGGGUUUAAUUUUAGCUAAUUUUGAAGCUACAUGUAACUCCUGGUUAAAGGGUGGAUGGUAUUAAAAUUCCUCUGUCCAUGUC